CUUUCACUAACCAGUCUCUAUUAUGCUGAACCCAAAGACCACCCACCGCGAGUUUUUUGGCGUCCCCGGCUCGCUGGCCGUGAUGACUGGCACCACCGCCGUCCUGUACGUCUGGUACUUCUCCUGCAACGAGCACAACGGCUGCCAGCUGCCCAUGUCUGCCAGCCAGUGGUCCCACAUUCUCGCCAGCGCGGCCAACUACCGCGCAUACCUGAGCCUGGAAGCCCUGACGUACUACACUAUGUGGUGGCUGUGGCUUGCCUUACUGUACUUCAUCAUGCCUGGAAUCACCCUGAAGGGCAUCAAGCUGCGCGACGGCACGCAGCUGGCCUACCCGAUGAACGGCCUGCGCAGCUUCUUCUUCACUGCGGCCGUCUGGGCCUUUGUCUACAAGAAGAUCGGAACCGCGCCGUUCCUGUGGAUCGCCGACCACUACUUCCAGCUGGUCGCCUCUGCCUGGAUCUUCUCGACCCUGCAGGCCCUGUUCGUCUACCUGUACUCGUUCCGUGCGCCCUCGGUAGAAACCCCAGGAAAAGACAUUGUGAUGCUGGCGCACGCCGGCAACUCGGGCAACCCCAUCUACGACUUUUUCAUUGGGCGCGAGCUCAACCCGCGCAUCGGAUCCUUCGACUUCAAGUUCUUCAACGAGCUGCGCCCUGGGAUCAUGGGCUGGGUGCUGCUCAAUACCAGCUUCGCCAUCAAGCAGCACACUGUCUAUGGCAGCGUCUCCAACUCGAUGUGGCUCGCCAUUGUCCCCCAGAUCGCCUACUGCAUCGACACUCUUGUGUUUGAAGACAAGGUGCUGACCACAAUGGAUAUCACCACCGACGGCUUCGGCUGGAUGCUGUCGUUUGGUGAUCUGACCUGGGUUCCCAGCAUGUAUUCGCUGCAGGCCCGCUACCUGGCCUUCCACCCCGUCCACCACUCCACAUGGUUCACCGUGUUUGUUGCCGUGUUUGGGCUCGCCUCGUUCCUCGUGUUCCGUCUCAGCAACAGCGAGAAGAACGCCUUCCGCACCAACCCGAACGAUCCGGCUCUGAAACACCUCAAGUACAUCACCACGGAGAGCGGCAGCAAGCUGCUGGUCAGCGGAUGGUGGGGCAUGGCCCGCCACAUCAACUAUACCGGUGACUGGAUGUUUGGGCUGGCGCAGUGCAUGGCAACCGGCUUUGACACCCCCAUGACUUACUUCUUCUCGGCCUACUUUUUGGUUCUGCUCCUGCACCGCAACUACCGCGACGAGUGCAAAUGCCGUGACAAGUACAAGAAGGACUGGAUUCGGUACUGCGAGCUUGUGCCCUAUCUGUUUAUCCCGUUUGUCAUCUAGUCACCACAAAUACACAUGGCUAUAGCCAUCCCUCGCUAUAGAUGCUAUAUGAGCAGCUGUAGAUGAGACCAUAAAACCGCACCGUCAGAAUGUUUAUCAGGAUUAGUGGCAACCCCGAUACAUCCUGUGCAUCAGGGGGAGACAUAUCCAAGUAUACCACGCGUUUCAUGGCAUGUCCAAUACCGUUUACAGCUAUAUCCAAGUCUGCAUUCGCGCCAUGAAUCUGGAAUACGCAUACCCAUUGCUUGAAUCUCUGAAUGGGGGUGCGUGCUAUCUAUCCACGCUUUACAUGAAGCCACAGGCUCGUUCCUGUCGUACAGUUAGCAAUGCCAGCCACUACUGCAUAUAAUAAUGGAUAUACAAUA
Messenger RNA from Linderina pennispora, 1692 nucleotides. Its product is annotated as ERG4/ERG24 ergosterol biosynthesis protein. The transcript has a single exon. The record is from RefSeq and is a predicted model, not a curated record. Gene Ontology annotation, molecular function: Delta14-sterol reductase activity. NCBI's taxonomy places the organism in Eukaryota, Fungi, Kickxellomycota, Kickxellomycetes, Kickxellales, Kickxellaceae. Bases 23 to 1327 code for a protein of 434 amino acids. Gene Ontology annotation, biological process: ergosterol biosynthetic process. Gene Ontology annotation, cellular component: endoplasmic reticulum membrane.